Molecule: messenger RNA, 1479 nt
Organism: Megalops cyprinoides (Indo-Pacific tarpon)
Lineage: Eukaryota; Metazoa; Chordata; Actinopteri; Elopiformes; Megalopidae
Gene: gja10b
Product: gap junction protein alpha 10 b
Exons: 2
Coding region: 1-1479 (492 amino acids)
Biological process (GO): cell communication
Cellular component (GO): connexin complex
Source: RefSeq, a predicted model, not a curated record
AUGGGGGAUUGGAACUUGCUCGGAAGCAUCUUGGAAGAAGUCCACAUCCACUCCACCAUAGUGGGGAAGAUCUGGCUGACCAUCCUCUUCAUAUUCCGGAUGCUGGUUCUCGGCGUGGCGGCUGAAGACGUCUGGGACGACGAGCAGAGCGAGUUCAUCUGCAACACGGAGCAGCCCGGCUGCAGAAACGUCUGCUAUGACAAAGCGUUCCCAAUCUCCCUGAUACGGUACUGGGUGCUGCAGAUCAUCUUCGUCUCGUCUCCGUCUCUGGUGUACAUGGGGCACGCAUUGUACCGCCUCAGGGCGCUGGAGAAGGAGAGACACAAGAAAAAGGCGCAGCUGAAAGCGGAGCUGGAGGAGACGGAGCCCCUUCUCGAGGACCACAAAAGGAUCGAGAGGGAACUGAGAAAGCUGGAUGAGCAGAAAAAGGUCAGCAAAGCCCCUCUGCGGGGAUCCCUUUUGCGCACCUACGUUUUCCAUAUCCUUACGAGAUCCGUUGUGGAGGUGGGGUUCAUUGUGGGCCAGUAUGUCUUGUUCGGAAUUGGACUGGACCCGCUGUACAAGUGUGAGAGGUUGCCUUGUCCGAACAGCGUUGACUGCUUCGUCUCCCGGCCAACGGAAAAAACUAUUUUUAUGGUGUUCAUGAUUGUAAUCGCUGGAGUUUCUCUUUUUCUGAACCUCCUCGAAAUUUCGCACUUGGGAGUGAAAAAAAUUAAGCAAACUUUAUAUGGGCAAAAAAUUGGAGACGACGACAGUAUUUGCAGAUCAAAGAAAAACUCAAUGGUUCAGCAAGUGUGCGUCGUCACGAACUCAUCACCGCACAAAGUGAUGCAGUUAACGCAGACAACCUACACAAUCGUGCCGGACCCACAGAUGGACCCUCUUCCCGUGUACAUGCCCCCAACGGGACCUCAGCCCGGUCACGAGGUACCGAGACACGACAGCAUCACUGGAGGUCCGCACGGUGCAGAUCAGAACCCCAGACAGCUCCGCCAACCCAGCCAGGACGAGAUUCAGGCUUUGCGCAUGCUUGGCGCCGCGGACCGCCGCAGCACCUUGGAUAACCGGGAUCAUUCGUGCAACAGCGAUGAUUCAAACGGGGCCAAGAACGCGGGUCAGCCCAAGCACGCCGGACCCCACCCCAAAGCACCCUCCCAAUCCAGCCACGUGGAAAUACCGGCGGCCGUUCGCAACGCUUUGCGCAAGCAGAGCCGGGUCAGCUGCUUCGACGACGACCGAAGCGACUCGCCGGACAGCGGUCACUACCCCUCCACCAGAAAGGCCAGUUUUAUGUCCCGCGGCCUCUCCGAGAGCAGGCUUGCGAGUCCGCCCAGCAGCCCUGGUUCGGGAAGCGGUUCGGGGUCUGAGUCUAAACGCCUGGCCCAGGGAGAGAGCCCGCCCAUCACCCCACCCCCCGCGACUGGACGGAGAAUGUCAAUGAGUAUGAUCCUGGAACUGUCUUCCAUCAUGAAGAAAUGA